GCCAUUGUGAUGUAAGUACAAUACUACUUAAAAAUAAAGACUGAUUACUAAAAUGGCAGCUUUUAUUUAGAACAUGCAUACUGUAUUACACAAUAAGUGACCCUAUUCAAGGUUUGAUUUCUUAUCUUGACAAUACCUAUAGAUCUACAAUCAAAGUUCAUGAAGACAUUUGCAUGUGUUCAAAAUGGCAUCUUUAACCGUAUUGUUUUCGUUGUGGAUCAUUCAAUUUAAACUGGUGAAUACUGUGGACGAAGUUCAUCACAAACGUCUCCUACUCAAUGAUCCAGAUGUUCUAAAUUCGAGGCUGGUAAAUCUAGAGAAAUCAAUGCAGGACAUGGUUCGCCUAACCCAACAACUACAGAAUGUACAGUCAACUGUAGCCCAACUACAAGCGCAAAAUACCAAUAUGCAGUCAACGAUGGCUCAACUCGAAACCAAAAAUACCAAUAUGCAGUCAACCAUAACACAUCUACAAACAGAGCUAACACAGGAAAAAGAAAAAGUGUCUUUGUUAAAUGAUAGGGGAUCAACGUAUAUUCGCUGGGGACGUAAACAAUGUAGCGGAGUGCACACAGAGAUAUUGUACACAGGUUUUGCAGCAGGCCAAGACUAUUAUCGUUCUAAUUAUUAUGGCGGUCCAGCUAAUAUGCUUUGUCUUCCAAACAAUCCUGAACUAAGUAAUAGAACAGCACCCGAUAACAGCUUCUUGUCUGGAACAGAAUACGAAGAAAAUUUUUUUGUUAAUGGUGCAGCAAAUGAAGAUGUCCCAUGUGCACUAUGCAGAAGCGCAAAUACGUCAGCAACUAUAAUGAUACCUGGAAGGAUAUCGUGUGAUAGCGACUGGAAAUUAGAAUAUUAUGGUAUGUUAGCAUCAGGUUCCUACGGUCAUAAACCAUCAUCAUACAUUUGCCUUGACAGUCACCCAGAAUUUCUACAAGCUGGACAAGAUGACAAAAAUGGUCAUUUACUGUAUGCUACCAAAACUAAUUGUGGAUCUUUGGCUUGUCCUCCUUAUGUUAACAACAUGGCUAUAAACUGUGUCGUUUGCUCUAGAUAAAGCAUCGAAAUAAUUGAUUGCAAUAAUCAUUAUUUUUCAUCUGCAAUGACUGAGUGAAAUUUGCCAAUUCAGUUUGAUACCAAUUGAGAUGUUAAUCAAUAAAUCUUUUUUUUUAUUUCUUAA
Messenger RNA from Mytilus californianus (California mussel), 1180 nucleotides. RefSeq lists its product as uncharacterized. Lineage: Eukaryota; Metazoa; Mollusca; Bivalvia; Mytilida; Mytilidae. The record is from RefSeq and is a predicted model, not a curated record. The transcript has 3 exons. The coding region runs from base 185 to 1057 and encodes 290 amino acids.